CAGAAAUCGAAAAGAGUCAUCAUGAAGUGGAAGUGAAUGACGUGCCUCCUGCAAGGCAGAGUUAUCAAACUCCGAAGGACGACCGGUGCGUGGCUGGUCUUCCAGGCUUUCAUUUCCUUUCUGGAAGCGACUGUACCAAUCAUAGGCAGUGCUCUUGGACACAGUGUCCGGGCCAAACGCGGUAUCGAUGUCAGCGAUGGAAUUGGCUGCCUUCUUCUCGAUUCGGAAGUCAUAAAGAAGAAGCAGGCGAACUUGCUCCUUAAUGGAGACCGGCUGAUCCCGAUACCUGACACGGUAAGCUAUUCCGCUUCGGUUGUUGAUGCUAACAUUUGUAAGGAGAAAGACUCGAGGGGCAGUGACCUCCCACUGGAUUCCCUCUGCGUCACCUUCUCCUCCACCUGGUGUGGGGAACCAGAAUGCGGGGAAAGAGUGAGGCUGAUGACGCGCGCAGCUGGCGCAAGGCCCACGGCCAUUGGAAAGUGGCCAUGGCAGGCAGCUAUUUAUGACUUCGAAAAGAAACUUAUAACCUGUGGAGCGGCUCUCAUUCACAAGAGAUGGGUCCUCACUGCGGCGCAUUGUAUCACCCAAGAUGGAACGGCGAAACCCCGCAGCAGGGAUGUCUUUCUGAUCUAUCUUGGGAAACACUAUCGAAAUGACUCACGGGAUGAUGAGUUCGUGCAGAAAAAGAAAAUAUCACACAUCCUCGUCCAUGAAGACUUCAACUUACAGAACUACAACUCCAAUAUCGCACUCUUGGAGCUGGCAGAAGACGCCACGUUAACAGAACGAGUGCAGUUGGUUUGUCUGCCAGAACACUCGGAUAUAUCUGAUACUAGCUCCAAGAGCGGAUUGCUAGGAUCGGUGGCUUUUUGGGGAUCCGACGACACAGAUGCCCUCCCAGAUGAACUGUUGGAAGCGGAACUCCCAAUUAUACCCAAUAAAGAAUGUCGUCAAGACACUAUCCACUUCGCAGGGAACUCCACCGUCACUCGUACCCUCACUACGAACUUGUAUUGUGCUGGGCAGGACGAAAACACUCCCAUUUCAGGUACC
Messenger RNA from Darwinula stevensoni, 1053 nucleotides. NCBI's taxonomy places the organism in Eukaryota, Metazoa, Arthropoda, Ostracoda, Podocopida, Darwinulidae. The record is from the annotation of a GenBank genome assembly.